This is a messenger RNA of Bursaphelenchus okinawaensis, 3962 nucleotides long. NCBI's taxonomy places the organism in Eukaryota, Metazoa, Nematoda, Chromadorea, Rhabditida, Aphelenchoididae. The record is from the annotation of a GenBank genome assembly.
AUGCUUAGCCGGUCAUCUGAGCUAUCGUUCGCCAGGCCGCCUUUGGCUCAUCGUACUUCUUCUAUUGGUAAGCAAACUUUUGUUAUAUUAAUCACGUUAUCAGUGACAGUUUGAUAUUUACUUUUUUGGAAAAGAGGGUAAUACAGGAUUUACCUUCCCAGUAUUUUUUUGGGGUAUAGACACAGUCCAGACCAUAGUCUUCGCAGGCUUUGGCCCAGACUACGUGUUAAAAAAUUAUACUAAAACCUCCACCACAGUCUUGUCGUCUCAUUACCGUCAAAGUGAUAAGUACAAACCUUGUUUUACUAAAAACUUGAAUUUCAAAAAAAUAUUCCAAGAUUAGGUUGCCAAAAUGCCAAAAUUAACUCGACCAUUGUUGACAAACACAAUUGUAAGUCUGCUCGCACGCUGAAACGGUUGAAUGGUAAACUCCAAAGCCGGAUGACCUUUUUCGGGAUUUUUACAAAAAACGCGCUCUCUAAUAUUUACUUUCUACUUUGCUUGUUUUGCAAAUAUAGUUCUGUCAGCCAUGUUUGGCAUGUUUCGGAAAAAGCCGAAAGAGCCGGUUGUCAAAAGUCGUAAGUUAUAAUAGGAAAAGUUGAUUUUUGGUUUUAUUUUGAUUUUUAAAGAUAUCAUCAAGGGUUUUAAGAGUAUCAACAAGUGUUUAAAGAGUAUCAUCAAGGGUAGGCGUUAAGUACUGAACAUGAGUGAUCAUAGUAAAAGUUUACGAUUUGUAAAGCAAAACCCUUUACGAUAAAUAACUUACUGUAGCUGUAGCAAAAGUAUUUUAUAAAUUCGCAACGGACCGUUUAGCUGCACAGUAAUUUAGACGGUUUUUUUAAACAUUGCGCGGUUAUAAAUCAUCAUACAGAAGCUUUAAAAGCCUAUGUUAUAGGUUUUGUAUUGUCGUUUAUAGAGGUAUUUUACCAAGCUUAGUAACUACAUACUUUUAUGAAUAUUUGGCUUACUGUAACAUAACUAGAAGAUUUACUUUUGCAACUUAAAAACGUCUCUAAUAUUGAUAUAACUUGAAAAUGAGACGUCGACAGAGCGAUAGAGUAGUUGAACAUGAUGUCAGAAAAAGUAAAGUUUAUAAAAAAAUACUUUAGAAUAGCUAGAUAUUUAAUAAAUAACUUAAAAAGACGUAUUUUACUUUAAACCACCUUAAUUUAGGAAGUGGAUCGCGUUCUCUGAAGAUCGUGACCGAGAUGGGUCAGUCUGGAACCUACAUGAGCGGUGGCACCUCUCCCUUCGGCCAAAGUGCCGCGACGGCCGUGAGAGACAGCAGAGAAAGAGAGAAAAAGGAGAUGAGUGAUUUGAACGACAAGCUGGCCAGCUACAUCGAGAAGGUCCGCUUUCUGGAGGCCCAGAAUCGAAAAAUCGGCGCGGAUUUGGAAUCGCUAAGGAAUAAAUGGGGCAAAGACACUCAUAACGUCAAACAGAUGUACGAAAGCGAACUCAAGGUAACGUACUGUGGUAUAUAAAUGAAUUAUGAUAAAAAGAAACAUGAAUUCUAAGUUUACAAUAAAAGGUCGAUUGUUAACUUUAUCAAUCAGAAAAAGAAGAGAAUUUUUAAACAUUAUCAACGAUAUACCUAGCCGAACAACUUAUUGUGAAAUUUGAUAUCCAACGUAUUUUAGGAAGCUCACAAGCUGAUCGAUGAGACCACAAAACAAAAGGAUGCCCUAAAAAAAGAGCUGAAGGAGUUGUUAGCUGAAGUUAACAACUACAAGCAAAAGUAAGAUCAAAUUUAGUUUUUUACUUUGAUAAGUUAUAUUUUCAAAAAAUUCAGUUUUAAAAUCAAAUUUUGUGCCGCGACUCGCGAGGAAAGUUUAAAAAAUCAUGCAGGCUGCACGGAAAAAAGCAAACUGUGUCCAAAAAUAUUGUUUACAAUGCGCAUUGCAAUGCCAAAAUUUUUAAAUGUAAAAUGCGACAUGCGGACUAGCGUUUUCUUAUAUUUUUUUAGAUACGCAGAUGCGACACGUGAAAGAUCAGCUGAAAAAGAUCGUUUGAAUGAGAUCCUGACAACUUUAUCCAAUCUCGAAGCUGAAAUUCAAUAUUUCCAACGUAAAAUCUCAAGUCUUGAAGAUGAAACCAAGCGAAUGAAGGCUGAAAACCAUCAACUAGUCCUUGAUCUACAGCAAUAUAGAACUGUGAGUGGAAAUUUUGAUAUAAAACAAGGUCAAAGUUUCAUUGGUUUUUCUGGCUGAAAAGUUGUUGUUUAACCUAUUUUUAUAUUUAAAAUGGCUAGAAAGGAGUUAAAAUGUAAUACAAUUAAAAAACACAAUAUAUAAUAUAUUUAAGCUCACCUUUAAGUAAAAUAUUGUUUUAGGAGCUAGAUCAAGAGACAUUGAACCGCAUUGACAAGCAAAAUGAAGUUCAAACUCUGCUCGAAGAGAUCGAGUUCCUUCGUCGAGUUCACGAUCAAGAAAUUCGUGAGCUUCAACUGGAAGCAGCUCGAGAUACAACUCCAGAGAACCGAGAAUACUUCAAGAAUGAGUUGUCCUCUGCUAUUUGUGACAUUCGCCAAGAUUAUGAUCAGGUAUAACUUUUUUUAAUUCUUUUGUCAAGAAGUUUGCCAAUGUGCGUAUGUUACAAGCAGUAUAUCAUAGUUAUACAAGUCUAAUAUUUUAGAUUUAUCUUGCUUAGAUAUUGUUUUAGAUGAUGAACUUUACAAGCUAACGAAAAAUGUAACAUUAUGUCGCUGCUGUUGUAUGUUAUACUUCAAAUGUAAAAUAAUUUAACAAUUAAAUAUAAAAUAACUAUUUUUACAGAUCACCAACCUGAAUCGAACUGAUAUGGAGUCAUGGUAUCGUCUGAAGGUACAAGAGAUCCAAACUCAAUCAGCUCGUCAGAAUAUUGAGCAAGGUUAUGCUAAAGAGGAAGUCAAACGCCUGAGGGUACAAUUGACCGAUCUCAGAGGAAAACUGGCCGAUUUGGAGAGCAAGGCGAGUUGUUUUGGUGUACUGUAACAUAAUAUAAUAGUAAUUUUAUAAAGUUGACUCGUAUGUUUUGUAAAUAAUGAUGUGCCCCGUUUUAGAAUGGCAUGCUAGAGAAGCAAAUCCAGGAACUGAACUACCAACUGGAAGAUGAUCAACGUAGUUAUGAAAACGCGUUAACCGACAAAGAUAACCAGAUUCGAAGAGUCAGGGAUGAGUGCCAGAACCUGAUGGUGGAGCUUCAGAUGCUCCUCGAUACAAAACAGGUACUUCUUAGUUAAAUUCUUUUAAAUUUUAGUUUUUUAAAUUCAAAUUUGGUUUUAUUUUUCAAUUUUUUGUGAAAAGAUCCUUUCUCAAUGUUAUCCCUAAACUUUCAGACCCUGGACAACGAGAUCAAGAUGUAUCGCCAGAUGUUGGACGGCGAAGACAGUCGCCCCGGCCUUCGCCAACUGGUCGAUCAAGCCAUGACCAAGAAGGACAACGGCUUCCACGUGGAAGCCCUUACUGACAGCCGGGUGGACGCGACACGGCAUUCUUAUCAGCGAAGUGCCAAAGGCAAUGUCUCGAUCCAGGAAGUGUCGCCAGAGGGCAAUUAUGUCAUCCUAAACAACACUCAUCGCUCGAAGGAAGAGAAGUUGGGCGAUUGGAAGUUGCGACGGUCGCUGGAUGGAGGUGCUGAAGUUGUGUACACUUUCCCCAAGAAAUUCGUGCUGAGACCCGGAAAGAGUGUGAAAGUUGUCGCGAAAGGAAAAGGAGUCAACUCUCCUCCGGAUCAGUUGGAAGCUGAAGACAUUGCCAGCUUUGGGCAUGGCAGUUCCGCUCAGACUAUGCUUUACAAUAAGGAGGGAGAGGUAGGGCGGGGUAGAUCUCGUAGGGCGGGGUAGAUCUUUGUAUAAGGUGGUAGAGGGGUACAAUAAAAUAUUUUUAACAAAAUUUUUGGGCGGGUAUAGGACUAAAUUUUAAAAAAAUUUAAAUUUUUUAAAUUUUCAGGAACGCGCGACAUUUAUCCGCAGAAACUCCUAA